ACGCGUUUCAGUAUCGGCCGCUGCCGUGUCGGAGUUCUUGCCAUCCUCUUCCUAUGUCUCCCCCCUUUCCGCAGCCAUUUUGGCUCGAGGCGCAGCCAGUGUUUUUCCGUUGCCAACCCACCGCAGUUGGUUUGCACCAUGGCCGUCAACAAUCUCUUAAUUCGCCUGGGCUGCAAGCGAAGAAGCGACGGCCUCGCCCUGCUUGGGAUCCCAGGCGAAUACGUCUGGGGUGGCCUUGGCGACGAGGAGAUCAAUGCGUACUACGAGGCGAAAGAGAAGGCGCUCGACCAGCUAGAGCUGACAGAUGCUGACCAGUUCCUUUCAGAUGCUGAGCUGAUGCAGCGAGUGCCACCUGCAAAGAUGCAUCAGCUCCAGGAAUUGCUAAUCCGCCGCGCUGUCCGCUUGGUACGCGUCCUCGUGCCAAUCGACCAACGGCGGAAGGGACUGCGAUCGAUGCAGAGCAAGGGCUACUUGCCCCCGAGCUACGUGAGCUCUUUCGAGCGCGCAGAAGAUCUCUGUGAUGAGGAGCUGCUUUCCAUCAUGGAGGAGUCCCAGCUGCUAGACCCUGGCAGCCCCCGACUUGCCAUAAUCCAGCUCGCGGCGCGCACCUACCAUCAGGUUCUGGCGGAGAUGGGGGCGGACGGAGACAACGACCAGCCAAAGGUUGAUGAUAUGAAGUCCUCCCCUAGCCCUGACCCUCUCGCCCCCCAGCGCCCACCCUGAGCCCAUACACUCCUGCUCCUCCGACGUGCCAGUGAGUCCAACUAGCCGAGCACGAUGGGGGGACGCCCUCAGAUCGAAUUAGCUUCGUUGCGCAUGGCUUGGGCAAGCGGGGAGUGCUCCCAAGCAGUGUGCGCAAGCUGGUAUAACUCGGAACCCGCUCGCCUUUCAAGCGCUUCCAUUGUCUGUCCGGCAGUGUUGUCAAUACGGUGCAUUGGAUGGAUAGGUCGGUAGGUGGUGGGCGUGGUGGGCUGUGGCUGCUAACGGCGGCGCUCGCCUGGACAACAAUUGUCACAGGUAGUUCCAUCCUGAACUAGCAGCGCACAGUGCAAUUCCAUAGUUCGCGAUGGUUCAAAGCUGUAGCCGAGCAGGCCCUAAAGCAGAGUCCACCCGACUAACCAGUGGGAUGCAGACAAAAGGAGAA
This is a messenger RNA of Prorocentrum cordatum, 1144 nucleotides long. Lineage: Eukaryota; Dinophyceae; Prorocentrales; Prorocentraceae. The record is from the annotation of a GenBank genome assembly.